Molecule: messenger RNA, 1724 nt
Organism: Aethina tumida (small hive beetle)
Lineage: Eukaryota; Metazoa; Arthropoda; Insecta; Coleoptera; Nitidulidae
Exons: 2
Coding region: 219-1622 (467 amino acids)
Biological process (GO): positive regulation of Notch signaling pathway
Cellular component (GO): nucleus
Source: RefSeq, a predicted model, not a curated record
AAAAGUUUUAAAAAUAGUCUCCUUGAAUCAAAAAUAAGAAAAUGAGUAUUCGUAGUUGCCUAACUAUCAAUUAUAUAAAACAUGUUGAAAAAUACCAUACAUAACCUAGAAAAUCAUACAACCACACAAGCUCCUUUGCCAAUGUGGAAAGUUGUUAUAAUAUAUCUAAAGAAAACUAAUUUCUUUUUUAUUAGUGGUUCUGAACAAAAUAAACAAACAUGUCCGUGUGGAACGUUCGAAAUUUAAUGUCACCACCAAUUAACAGUGUGAAAUGUAUCACAGAAAACAUUGAUAUUGUUAGACUGAGACAAAGUUUCGAAGAUGCCAAAGAGUUUUACUCGUCCUGUUACAUAUUAUAUACAGAGGCAGCACUUCUCUCAACAACAAUAUACAGAAUGAAACUGAAGUUUAGAAUGCACAAGGAUUUUAAGUACAUGGAAAAAGUAAGCAAGUGCUUGGAGAUAUUUUUCAAAAUGAACUUGUCCAACCACAUAAAUUAUUUCCUUCAAUUAAUUCCUGGACCUGCAAAAAAAGUUAGUUAUUUACCCACUAGAGAUAUGUUAGAUUAUAUUUUAGUGAGAUUGCAAGGAUUGUCCAAGCUGCUGGUUCGAAUUGUGGAGACUAGUAAAAUAGCUGCAGACUUGUUACAACAAAAACUGCACACUGGAAACUUUUGGAUGAUCACACUACUUUCGUUUUCUAUGGUUUCUAGAGUGUAUGUUAUAGCCAGAUAUAUGGCUAAGUUCACUUGUAACAUUUAUGAUAAAAUUAUACCAUUCAGAAAUAAAUUGCAUAACACAAGUAGCAAUAAUUUUCUGCCACAAGAUUAUAUUCUUCCAAAAGAUUUAAGACAUUGGUUGAAUGUAGAUUGGAUUGAUGAGGAAGUUAAAAUUAUUGAGAUUGAUGAUGAACUUCUGUCGAUAAAAUUCUUUGAUUUGGUUGACGAGGAUGAUGAUGAUGUGGAAUUUUGCAAAGAAUAUAUAGACAUUAAAGAUGAUGAUGAUGAUAAAGAUGAUGAGGUCCAACUAACUGCAGCCGAUAUUGUAAAAAAAGUUAAAAAAAAGAUGGAUGUGACUGUUUUAAGAGGAUUUGUUGAUGACGAUGUUGGAGAAGUUAUUGAUUUGGCUGAAGAAAGUAUGCAAACAGACAAAUCUAAUACAGAAGCACAAAACAAAGAUACUCCUGUGGAAAUAAUAUUGGAUGAUACUGACGCAGGUGAAGAAUUAUUAGCCAUAUCAGAUACAUCUGAAAUUGAAGUUAUACAAAAUACAAUAGAAGAAUCCAAAUCAACAACAACAAAUAAAAGAAAGAUAGGAAUUGAAUUAAAAAAUCAACAAUCUAGACCCAAGAAGAAAAAGAAAAAUUCAUCUGAUGGAGAAAAUAUAUCACCAGCAAAACAAAAACAGGUUAAAAAAGUUACUAAAAUGGAAGUUGAUUUGUCACAAGAAACUAAAAUAAAGAAAAAGAAGAGAAAUAGUAACAAUUUAUUGAGGAAAGCAGAACAAGAAAGUCCUAAUAAAAAACAGAAAAAGGAAUCCAAUGUAAAAUGUAAGUGUAAAAUAAAAAAUCAGUUAAGGACUAAAAAGAGGAAAGUGAUAAAAUGCAAACUUUGUGCAAAGUAAAUAAAUGAUUGAUUGAUCACUGUUAAUUAUUAAAAUAAAUAAAAAAGUUGUUUUUGUAAAAGUGAUUUAUUUAAACAAUAAAUAACAAUUGGUGAAUUUUAA